Staurois parvus is the source of this 701-nucleotide messenger RNA. Lineage: Eukaryota; Metazoa; Chordata; Amphibia; Anura; Ranidae. The record is from the annotation of a GenBank genome assembly.
UUAUUUUUAUGCUGUCCCCCCGGACCCCGCAUUCGCUGUAUCCGCUCUCCCCAGACCCCGCAUUCGCUGUAUCCGCUCUCCCCAGACCCCGCAUUCGCUGUAUCCGCUCUCCCCAGGACCCCGCAUUCGCUGUAUCCGCUCUCCCCCCCGGACCCCGCAUUCGCUGUAUCCGCUCUCCCCGGACCCCGCAUUCGCUGUAUCCGCUCUCCCCCCGGACCCCGCAUUCGCUGUAUCCGCUCUCCCCGGACCCCGCAUGCGCUGUAUCCGCUCUCCCCGGACCCCGCAUGCGCUGUAUCCGCUCUCCCCGGACCCCGCAUGCGCUGUAUCCGCUCUCCCCGGACCCCGCAUUCGCUGUAUCCGCUCUCCCCGGACCCCGCAUGCGCUGUAUCCGCUCUCCCCGGACCCCGCAUGCGCUGUAUCCGCUCUCCCCGGACCCCGCAUGCGCUGUAUCCGCUCUCCCCGGACCCCGCAUGCGCUGUAUCCGCUCUCCCCGGACCCCGCAUGCGCUGUAUCCGCUCUCCCCGGACCCCGCAUGCGCUGUAUCCGCUCUCCCCGGACCCCGCAUGCGCUGUAUCCGCUCUCCCCGGACCCCGCAUGCGCUGUAUCCGCUCUCCCCGGACCCCGCAUGCGCUGUAUCCGCUCUCCCCGGACCCCGCAUGCGCUGUAUCCCCGCUCUCCCCGGACCCCGCAUGCGCUGUAUC